This is a messenger RNA of Siniperca chuatsi (mandarin fish), 2340 nucleotides long. It is a transcript of the gene dhcr24, whose product is annotated as 24-dehydrocholesterol reductase. The record is from RefSeq and is a predicted model, not a curated record. Gene Ontology annotation, biological process: steroid metabolic process. Lineage: Eukaryota; Metazoa; Chordata; Actinopteri; Centrarchiformes; Sinipercidae. Gene Ontology annotation, cellular component: cytoplasm; membrane. The transcript is spliced from 9 exons. The coding region runs from base 183 to 1733 and encodes 516 amino acids. Gene Ontology annotation, molecular function: FAD binding; Delta24(24-1) sterol reductase activity.
CUAGCAACGCUCACCUAUCGCAGUGAAGAGGUGAUAAGGAGUCGGUGUUGGGAUAAUCAAUAGGGAGUUUACACACAUGAGUGGCCCCAGCGGUCAGUGGAAGUGUGACGUUAACUAAAAAGUGUAGCAGAUAGUGUUAGUUCGGAGACCGUGCAGACUCGGACCUGAUCUGUCCAGAAACCAUGGGUCCGCUGUUGUAUUUAGCUGGCCUGGUCGUCAUGUUCCUGCUGUGGAUCAAAGUCAAAGGUCUAGAUUACGUGAUCGUUCACCAGAGGUGGAUAUUUGUGUGUUUGUUCCUGCUGCCGCUCUCCGUUAUAUUCGAUGUGUAUUAUUAUGUGCGGGCAUGGCUCAUUUUCAAGAUGUGCUCUGCGCCCAAACUGCACGACCAGCGCGUGCGGGACAUCCAGCGACAGGUGCGUGAGUGGAGGAAGGACGGCAGUAAGACCUACAUGUGUACGGGUCGACCCGGCUGGCUCACUGUAUCUCUCAGAGUGGGGAAAUACAAGAAAACCCACAAGAACAUCAUGAUCAAUAUGAUGGACAUUCUGGAGGUGGACACAAAGAGGCAGGUGGUGAGAGUUGAGCCGCUGGCCAACAUGGGUCAGGUGACCGCUCUCCUCACCUCGAUUGGCUGGACACUGCCAGUGCUGCCUGAGCUCGAUGACCUCACUGUGGGUGGUUUGGUGAUGGGUACAGGCAUUGAGUCAUCCUCUCACAUUUACGGGCUGUUUCAGCACAUCUGUGUCGCAUAUGAACUGGUUCUAGCUGAUGGCAGCUUAGUACGCUGUACUGAGGAGGAGAACUCGGACCUGUUCCACGCCGUCCCGUGGUCCUGUGGAACUCUGGGGUUCCUGGUUGCAGCUGAGAUUAAAAUUGUCCCCGCUAAACCCUGGGUGAAGCUGCACUAUGAGCCGGUCAGAGGACUGGAGAGCAUCUGUAAACGCUUCACUGAAGCAUCAGAGAACAAGCAGAACACAUUUGUUGAGGGUAUCCAGUACACUCUGGACACCGCUGUCAUCAUGACAGGAACCAUGACUGACCACGCAGAGCCUGAUAAGAUUAAUAGAAUCGGCCUGCACUUUAAACCCUGGUUCUUUAAACACGUGGAGGGCUACCUGAAAGGUGACUACAGUGGAGUUGAAUACAUCCCUCUGAGACAGUACUAUCACAGACACACACCCAGCAUCUUCUGGGAGCUUCAGGAUAUUAUUCCCUUUGGCAACAACCCAGUGUUUCGCUGGCUUUUUGGAUGGAUGGUUCCUCCUAAGAUCUCACUGCUGAAGCUGACCCAGGGAGAGACUAUCAGACAGCUUUAUGAGCAGCACCACGUGGUCCAGGACAUGCUGAUACCCAUGAAGCAUCUGCAGUCUGCCAUCACGCGCUUCCACCAGGACAUCGACGUUUACCCUCUGUGGCUGUGUCCAUUCCUGUUGCCACCAGGCAGAGGGAUGGUCCACCCCAAAGGUCAAGAGGAGGAGUUGUAUGUGGAUAUUGGGGCUUAUGGAGAGCCCAAAGUCAAACACUUUGAAGCUAAAGCAUCAACGCGUCAGCUGGAGAAGUUUGUCAGAGAUGUGCAUGGGUUCCAGAUGCUGUAUGCAGAUGUGUACAUGGACCGAGAGGAGUUCUGGGAGAUGUUUGAUGGACAGCUGUAUCACAGAUUGAGAGAGGAAUUAGGCUGUAAGGAGGCCUUCCCGGAGGUUUACGACAAAAUCUGUAAAUCUGCACGACACUGACCUCAGCCCUGUGUCACAGAAACACCGAGGCACUGUCUGCAACUCACGUUUGGUGACAGCUUCUAGUUUUGGGAUGUUUCAACAAAAGCAAAAAGAAAAAAACAGUUUUACACAAAGAUAUGUCUCAGAAUCUUCUACAGUGGAAUCAAGCUUUGCACACAGUAAUACAAGCUAAAAUAGGUUAUGUUUGGCAACCAGACUGUGUCUUAAGAUACCCUUCUCUCAAUGUGAAGCAGGAGCACAAGCAUUGUAAUGCUUUUAAGUCAUGAUUGUAUUCUUUUUCCUUUUUCUGUACACAAUUAGCAUAUUUCAACAUUCAUGUGCUGCUUGACUCAAAACCCAUAUGUGUAACUUGUUGAGAGCAUAUUGCACCAAAUGUUCCUCUUUUUUUUUUUUAAAUGUGUAUGUUAUGCAACUUUUCCCUGUUUAACUACAUUAUCUAGUGUUCUUUUAAGACCUUUUGCAUAUUUCUCUGUUCACAUUUGAUUAACAGGUCAGCCUUAACUACAGUUUCCCAGGUGCCAUACACUUUGAAAAUAUGACUUUCUAAUUAGUGUCAAACACAUAUAUUUAAAAAAAAAAAAAAAAAAAAAAAAAAAAAUAUAUA